UCUCAGGACGCCAUAUGUCGUCUAUACAUCACAUGACCCGUGUGGAGCUCCAGAGCCCGUCGGUCUGAAGGAUAGAAACGAGACCACGUGUUGGAACCGGAGACCUGAGGCGCGGCACCGGGAGGCGGCACGAUGCCUGGUCCACUUGACGGCUUGAGGCCCAGAAAGAGGAAGAGCAGCUCCAGAAAGCCUUCUACUACAAGGAGGAGAUGUAUAAAAGGUCCAAAGACGCAGCCAGCACCAGAGAGCAGCUCAGCAGUCAGUAAAGCAGAGGUUCCUCUGGAGAGACUCUCUCGCAUCAGCUGUGAAUGCCACCAGUUUGCAGGCAGGAGGAGAUGCUCAGCAUCACCAGAGCUCCAAGGACAGGAGGGCAAAGAAAACGAACUGAGGACGAGGCUGGAACGGGACAGCUGCCGAGUGUACGGCGUCUGUGACAAACCGGAGUCUGAGGACAUGGACUGUGAAGAAACCAGCAAAAACAUGUUCCCAGACGACGACAGCAAUCAGAUUCUUCCUGUGGAGCAGUUCUUUGGAAACUUGGACGCUAUACAGGACUUCCCUCAGAGAUCGUCAGAGACUUCUGCUCGUGCUCAAAGGGAGCACAGGAGACGACAUUACUACGCACCAGAGGACAGCGACGAAGAGGAGGCGGUCCUCGGCGGUAUGCAUGGAGGCGACAGAGGGGACGCUUAG
Molecule: messenger RNA, 693 nt
Organism: Anoplopoma fimbria (sablefish)
Lineage: Eukaryota; Metazoa; Chordata; Actinopteri; Perciformes; Anoplopomatidae
Gene: c12h1orf174
Product: chromosome 12 C1orf174 homolog
Exons: 4
Coding region: 133-693 (186 amino acids)
Source: RefSeq, a predicted model, not a curated record